AUGGGUUUUCUGGUGGAUUCGCAAAACGAUGGCGGACCCGGGUUCUGGGGAGGUUGCGUGAGGACUCUGAUAAGGAGGAAGCAGGUUGAUUCCGCUGACGGCAAUGUUCACGGCCACGGUGGUCACCACCAGUUGGCCAAGGAGCUCUCCGUUCUUCAUCUCAUUGCCAUUGGCGUUGGCUCGACGAUUGGAGCUGGAGUUUAUAUUCUCGUAGGGACUGUUGCUAGGGAGCACUCUGGGCCAGCACUUGCCAUAUCUUUUCUGUUCGCUGGAUUUGCUGCCGCUUUAUCAGCCUUCUGCUAUGCAGAACUUGCGAGUCGCUGCCCAUCUGCUGGCAGUGCCUAUCACUACUCGUACAUUUGUGUUGGAGAAGGAGUUGCUUGGUUGGUUGGCUGGGCUCUGAUUCUGGAAUAUACAAUUGGCGGGUCAGCAGUUGCUCGUGGCAUUUCCCCCAAUCUGGCAUUGCUUUUUGGAGGCGAAGGCAGUCUUCCAUUUUUCCUGGCACGUCAAGCGAUCCCGGGGCUUGGUAUUGUGGUGGAUCCAUGUGCUGCAAUUCUUGUGUUUGUUGUCACUGGGCUCUUGUGUGUGGGAAUCAAGGAGAGUACUAUGGUACAAAGCAUAGUGACCAUAGUGAACGUUUGUGCCAUGUUGUUCGUCAUAAUAGCUGGAACUUAUUUGGGCUUCAAGACUGGCUGGCCCGGAUAUGAGCUUCCUACUGGGUACUUCCCCUUUGGUGUAGAUGGCAUGCUUGCAGGUUCUGCCACUGUCUUCUUUGCUUACAUCGGUUUUGAUUCAGUUGCCAGCACAGCUGAAGAGGUGAAGAAUCCUCAACGUGAUUUGCCGAUGGGAAUAGGGUUUGCAUUGUCCAUCUGUUGUUCCCUCUAUAUGCUGGUGUCAAUUGUUGUCGUUGGUUUGGUGCCCUACUAUGCAAUGGAUCCCGAUACUCCAAUCUCAUCUGCAUUUGCUGCUCAUGGGAUGCAAUGGGCAGCUUACAUCAUAACAGCUGGAGCUGUCAUGGCACUGUGCUCCACAUUGAUGGGGUCAAUUCUACCUCAGCCUCGCAUCUUAAUGGCUAUGGCUAGAGAUGGAUUGCUGCCAUCAUUUUUCUCAGAUGUCAAUAAAAAAAGUCAAGUUCCUGUGAAGAGCACUGUGGUGACUGGACUCUGUGCCGCCACCCUUGCAUUCUGUAUGGAUGUUGAUCAAUUGGCAGGCAUGGUCAGUGUGGGGACACUGCUUGCAUUCACUAUGGUUGCUAUUUCUGUCCUAAUACUCAGAUAUGUACCGCCGGAUGAGGUGCCUGUUCCAUCCUCACUUCAGGACACAAUAGAUAGUGUGUCAUUGCAUUACAACAGAAUUAGUGAGGGUUCUAGUAAGAAUAAGUCAAAGUCUCAUGCUGGCACUUCCAAGGAUUCUAAACAGCCUUUGCUUGUUGGAAAGAAUUCAUCAGCAGACUAUCCUGACCUUGUCAAAGAGGACCCUUCAGUUAAAUAUGUGUUGAAUGAAGAGAAAAGGCGGAAAAUUGCUGGCUGGACCAUAGCAUUAACAUGCGUUGGGGCAUUCACGCUAACAUACGCAGCUUCGAGUUUGGCUAUCCAGUGGCUCGUUCGGUAUUGCUUGUGUGGAUUCGGUGGAGCUCUUCUCCUGACUGGCUUGGUUGUGCUGACAUGUAUAGAGCAAGAUGAAGCAAGGCACAACUUUGGACAUUCUGGAGGUUUCACAUGCCCGUUUGUUCCUCUCCUCCCUAUCUUUUGCAUUCUGAUCAAUAUCUACCUGCUCGUCAAUCUUGGUGGUGCCACGUGGGCUCGUGUCUCUGUAUGGCUGGCGAUUGGUGUCGUUGUGUAUUUGUUCUAUGGCAGAAAACACAGCUCGUUAAUGGAUGCAGUAUAUGUGCCAGUGGCUCAUGCUGGAGAGAUAUAUGGAAGAAGAAGCUCUGGAGAUACUUUGGCUUGA
Linum trigynum is the source of this 1950-nucleotide messenger RNA. The record is from the annotation of a GenBank genome assembly. Lineage: Eukaryota; Viridiplantae; Streptophyta; Magnoliopsida; Malpighiales; Linaceae.